CACUAUCCGAGUAUCCGACCGACCGACCCCAUCUCAAAAAAGAAAAAAGAAAAAACACUGCCCACUCCUUCCAAGUUCCAACAACCUUUCCUCUCUGCUUCCUGAACAUACGUCCUCCUCCGCCUCUUCGUCUCUAAUAUCGUCUUCCCCGCGCGCGGCCUCCCCAUGCACCAACACCGCAACCACCCCCGCCACGCCCGUCUCCAACCAUAAACGACGUGAACCCUAAACAACCAACACGCACAGCAUAUAGGUAGAUAAACAGAGACGCAUACGAGCUAGUUUCAGGCUUUCAGCCAUGCGGCGGUCAGAUUGGGAAGACCGGUGCAAGCGGCACCCGGAGCACCGGCUGUCCGAGGGCGUCUGCCCGUUCUGCCUCCGCAAUCGUCUCGCCCACCUCUCCGCCUCCUCCUCGGCCACAACCACCACACUCGCCUCCUCCUCGGACAUCACCCCCACGUACUCCGCGGGCUCGUCCCCUCCGCCCCACCACGUCGCGCUCUCGGCGGACGUCAGCUCGGUUCACGUCUUCGGCGGCGGCGAAGGCUCCACUAGCUCCUCCUUCGUCAACGUUGCGGCCUUCUCGCAGCUGCUGAUGCCGACCUCCGCUAAGAAACCUGCAGGGAGGCAAGAAGAGGCGGCGGGCAGGGAGCCUGUGCAGGAGAAGGGGGAGGUCAAGAAGAAGAAGAGCGGCAAGAAGAAGAAGAUAGGGAGGUUCCUGUCGAGGCUCGUCGGAGCGGAGAAGCGGCGGCAAGCUGGCGACGCCGAGCUCUUCCACUCCAAGACCGUGAAGGAUACGACGUCGUCCAAGUGGGUGUUCUUCUGAAUUCUCAUCAGACGGCGGCGCGCCAUGCACGCUUGCAAGAUAUGCUCCACCGGUUCUUGAUCAAUCCUUUACUCUCCCUCGUUUUUUUUUCAGGUACUCCUGUGCUUGAUUUUGAGAUUUUUUGGGUUCUGUGUACGAAAUUAAGUAAUUAACCUUUUUGGCGAUUUUGUACUUGAUCAUAAGGAUAUUAAGGUUACGUAUGUUGGAAAUUGUAUAUGCUUAUUCUAUGAAGUUAGAUAAUUUGAGAACAACGUUUAUAUGGAUGUCAAA
Messenger RNA from Phragmites australis (common reed), 1096 nucleotides. RefSeq lists its product as uncharacterized. The transcript has a single exon. The coding region runs from base 299 to 826 and encodes 175 amino acids. NCBI's taxonomy places the organism in Eukaryota, Viridiplantae, Streptophyta, Magnoliopsida, Poales, Poaceae. The record is from RefSeq and is a predicted model, not a curated record.